AUGGCUGCGCUGCCGUCGGCCCUGUGGCUGGUCGUCGUGGGAGCUCUUGCUUCCUGGGGAUUUGGAUGGGGAACAGGUGCUAACGAUGUCGCCAACGCCUUUGGCACAUCCGUGGGCAGCAAGACUCUGACCUUGAAGCAAGCUGUGAUCAUUGCGGCCAUCUUCGAGUUCGCUGGUGCUCUAUUGCUUGGACGUGUGAGCACCAACACCAUCGCUGGAGGAAUCGCGUCCAUCACCGCGUUCCAGAGGCAGCCCGAGGUGUACGCAUACGGGAUGUGCUGCGCCCUCGGAGUGGGCACCAUCUGGCUGAUCAUCACGUCGAAGAUGGGACUGAACGUGUCGUCCACCCACUCCAUCAUUGGAGGCAUCAUGGGCUUUGCCCUGGUGUAUGAAGGCGCUGCAGGAGUGACCUGGGCCGUGCGCGACCCUGGCGCCUUCCCUCCCUACAAGGGAGUGGUGGCCAUCAUCCUGACAUGGUUCAUCGCCCCAGUGCUGACCGGCCUGGUGUCAGCCGUCAUCUUCCUGCUCGUGCGCACUCUGGUGCUGCGCCGCAAGUUUGCCUACACAAUCUCCUUCUGGCUCUUCCCUCUCCUUGUCCUCAUCACUGUGUUCAUCAACGUCUUCUUUGUGUUCACCAAGGGUGCCAAGAAGUCCAUCUCCGCUGACGACUGGUCCGACGGCAAGGCCGCCUGGAUCGCCUUCUGCGUUGCUGCCGGCCUCGCUCUCCUGACCGCUGCCAUCAUCCUUCCCCUCCUCAAGCGCAUGGACAUCGAGGCAGGACCCAAGCCCACCAACGGCGCCAACGGAUCCGUGCCGGUCGUCGAGGUGUACAAGGAGCUGAGCUGGGCCCAGAAGGCGUCCAAGGCUGCCAUGCACGGCAUGAACGUGGACAUUCACCACCGCUUGACGCACGACGAGCACCUCAAGGCCAUCCACGACCGCGCCAAGAUCUUCCAGCCCAAGGUAGAGUACACCUUCAAAUACCUCCAGGUCUUCUCCGCCAUCUGCGUGAUCUUCGCGCACGGCGCCGGCGAGGUGGGCUACAUGGCCGGCCCCCUGGCGACCAUCUGGGACGUGUACCAGAACGGAGCGCUGUCCAAGUCAGUCUCCCCUCCCGUCUGGGUCAUCCUGAUCGGCGCCUCCGGCCUUGUGGUUGGCCUCGCCACCUACGGCUACAACGUCACCCGUGCGAUGGGCGUCCAGCUGGCCAAGCUCACCCCCACCUGGGGGUUCUCCGCCGAGCUCGCCACCUCCUUCACCAUCAUGAUCGCCGCCCAGUAUGGUCUGCCCACCUCUUCCAGCCAGUGCAUUACGGGCACUGUCAUUGGCGUGGGCCUGUGCGAGAACAUCAACGGCAAGGGAGUCAACUGGUGCCAGUUCCUGCGCCAAUUCGCCUCCUGGGUCGCCACCCUGUUCCUCGUCGGCUUUGGCACUGCCGCCGUCUUCGCCCAGGGUGUGUACGCACCAUCAGUGGUGGAGGGCCGCGAUGUGAUCACCUACGAGAAUCGCAUUGCCAACCUGACCACCAACCUGUCCAAGGAUUUCAACACCACGCUGCUGUCCUACCGCAACGCGUCCGCCUCCAACGCUCUCCCCCUGCUGCCCCCCGCUCAGUGGGAAGCCCUCAACAAGACCGUCACAGAGGCGAACACCAAGGCCAAGAAGCAGGUCGACCCCAAGUACACCCAGUCAGUGACGCCCAACGCCGUCCUGGACUCGCUGUACAAGGUACUCUCCCUUUACCAGCAGAACACGGUGUUCACCCUGGGCCAGAACACUGUCUACAACGGCUCCGCUGUCUGCAACAACAACGACACGGCGACCAUUGCCAGCAACACGCUUUCGGCCUGCAAGGCACCCAAGCCGCUGACGACUGCCUACCAGACCAAAUUCCCUUGA
This is a messenger RNA of Coccomyxa subellipsoidea C-169, 1899 nucleotides long. RefSeq names its product PHO4-domain-containing protein. Gene Ontology annotation, biological process: phosphate ion transmembrane transport. Gene Ontology annotation, cellular component: membrane. The record is from RefSeq and is a predicted model, not a curated record. The transcript has 12 exons. The coding region runs from base 1 to 1899 and encodes 632 amino acids. Lineage: Eukaryota; Viridiplantae; Chlorophyta; Trebouxiophyceae; Coccomyxaceae. Gene Ontology annotation, molecular function: phosphate transmembrane transporter activity.